This is a messenger RNA of Parnassius mnemosyne (clouded apollo), 2522 nucleotides long. The record is from the annotation of a GenBank genome assembly. Lineage: Eukaryota; Metazoa; Arthropoda; Insecta; Lepidoptera; Papilionidae.
ACAGUUCCUUUCAAAUCGCUGUUAUAACUGCACGUCGCGAAUUACUUCUCCACUUUAACCGUUACACAAAACUUGAAACAGUGAAUUAUUGUGUGAGAGUGUUUUUAACUUUUUAAACUGUGAAGGAGGCAAAAGCGUAAAAAGUAUUCGGCUUAAAGUAUUUUUUGGACUCCAUCGAUUUAAAUCCAAACAAUGCUAUUUAAACAAAUAAAUAAAAUUAUACUGUCUGUUUGUAAUGUCAAAAUAACAGCUUUUUACUGAAUUCGUAUAUACGAUAUUAUAUAAUAAAAACAAUUAUUAAAAUUCUUGUCUCUCUGUCUAUCUGUUUGUUCCGGCUUAUCUCCGAAAUGGCUGGAUCGAUUUUGACGAGACUUUCACUGGUAGAUAGUUAGCUGAUGUUAUAGUAAGUAACUUAGGCAUCUUUUAUUUUAGAAAAAGAACUAGGGUACCGCGCAAAAAAAGAAUUCCAUGAUAUCCAAUCGUAAUUAUUUCGACGCGAGCGAAGUCCCGGCGUUCAGCUAGUUUAACAUAAACACUCAAAAAUAAGGAAGGGCUUUUGGCCUUGAGUUCCGUGAAAUUAAUGUAUCACGUAAAUUAAAAACAUGAAAUAUCGAGUUAUUUGAAGGAAUCAAUUAAUUACUAAAUUAUUUAGUACAUAUUCUAAGCAAGUUUCAGCUUGAGAAUAACAAAUUAAAAAGCGGCUGGUUUAAAAACUGAAGAUAAUUUUAAAACUCGAGAUCUUAGGCUUACUUAACCCUUAACUUGGCAGAGUGCAUCAGUGGAUACACUACUCUUUAAAAAAAUAUUGUAGGAAAACUAAACGAAUUUUGACAUAGAUUUUCUUGUAAUAAGUUAGUUUAUGAACUAUGAUAUUUAGUAGGAUUUAUAGUUUUAUUGCUGGUAACACUGAACUGUCAGUAGCCCGCAAGAUGGUAGACCGUAAGCAGGCGUGUACGCACAAGCCGAUUUCACAACAAAAGCUUCAACAACAACUAAACAGAGCCCGCAGAAUUCUAGCCCUAGUUCCAAAAUCUGGAGCUAGAUCAGAUGUAGGUAGCAGAGAUGAUUCAGCUGAUGGGUUAUAUAAGUAUAUCCCUCCAACUCUUUCAGACAGUAGCUCUCCACCUCCAUCUUUGUCAUCGUCUUUGUUGGAUCUAAACCUAUUAUCGGAUAGCAAUAAAGAGAUAGAUGAAAUAACGCACAAUUCUCCAGCUUUGCAACUGUACUCAUCGCCUGCAAGUGAUACUUGCGCUUCGCCAUCAAUUUUGUCACCAAGGCAAUCAUCAUCAAUUUUACUGUUACAAGCUGCUGAAAUUAGUUCACCAAAGCCAGGGUGUUUCGGGCAUUGUAUAUGACUUUGGUAUAUGGAGGGGAAGAUACAUUCCAGUUCACUUUGUUUACCGAAGAAGAAGAAAGCAUGGGAUUAGGUGCAAAAGUCGUCAUAGCUCUAACCAAAUCCAUUUGCCAGCCUGCUUGUAAAAUCUUGUGCUUUGACAACUUCUUUAUCUCAAUUGAAUUGAUGCACCGACUGAGAAAUGGAUACGGUAUUUUUUCUUUGGGAACUGUUAGAUUCAACCGACUUCGUGGAGCAUCGGAGAAACUUCCUACUGAUAAAAAAAUAAAAAAGAAAGUGAGGUACACAUGCUCAGGUUGUGUAUAACAAAAACAAGAUUGUUGUUACCAAGUGGUACGACAACAAAUGCGUUACUGUUGCAAGCACAUACGUAGACUCACAUACUCUCCAAACUGUACCACGGUAUAACAAAGUACUGAGAAAGAAAAUACCUACCAGUACCAUGUCCACGAAUGAUAAAGGAGUACAACUCCAAUAUGGGUGGCGUUGAUUUAGCGGAUAUGCUUAUUGCAUUAUACAGUACAGAACUCAAGGGACAUCGCUUGUAUCUACCUCUGUUUUCGCAAAUCCUUGAAAUAUGUAAUAUGUCUAAUAUAUGUCAUAUGUAAUAACGCUUGGAUUAUGUACCGACGAGGUGCAUCAAAUAAGUCAAAAUUAAUGCCAUUGAAAGAAUUCAGAUAUGAAAUUUACCGAAGCUUACUUUUGUUUGACAGAGGCGUUUCUGCCAAUAAACUCAAAAAUUAUGUACCCCUAAUAAAAAAACGAGCUGCAGAGAGACCCAUUGUCGCUGUAUGAUAUGUUCAAGUUGGGCAUAUGCCAGUAUUUCAAACUAAAGGCAGGUGGAAAAAAUUGCACAAAAGGCCAAUUCAUUGUCAAAAAUGUAAAUUAAGACUUUGUUUGGUAGAAGAGCGCAACUGUUUUCAUGCAUACUCGUAUCAUACCAAAUAAUAUUGUAAAGCAAAUAAUUUGUAUUGUUUGAUUAUAUAACGUGAUCUCAUAAUUAUAAAACUGUUUAUUUGAUAAUAAAAAUAAUAAAUAAUUGUUGAUUAAUUACAAUUAGAAUCUAUUUUUUGUUACAAUGUAAACAUGGCACUGUAUCUGUCAGGAUACGUACUUAUUAUCAUGUAAAUAGUUGCUUAUCUGGCAGUGUGCACUGCAGGAUACGUUC